Molecule: messenger RNA, 1338 nt
Organism: Exophiala bonariae
Lineage: Eukaryota; Fungi; Ascomycota; Eurotiomycetes; Chaetothyriales; Herpotrichiellaceae
Exons: 2
Coding region: 1-1338 (445 amino acids)
Source: RefSeq, a predicted model, not a curated record
AUGUCGAACGAGCCUCCUCGGGGUCACAGAUCUCCAUCGCGUUUCAUUAGUAGUUCAAGUGCAGAGUCCGAUGGAGCUCCACAAUUACGUCUCGGGGUGCCGACAGCUCGCGGCCAGACGCCUGGUCGAGCCACUUCUGAGCAGCCACCGUCGGGGAGAUCCCCGGCCCGAAAGGCACCAUCUCCGGCAAACAGCCAAAAACAGAGGCAGCGAAGUUCUCAAUCAGAUGAGAUGGAGCAAAUACCCCCAAGAACGUCCACUGAGUCACUGAACUCAGAGGACCGUGCCAAGAUCCGAGCGCGCACCAAACCUUUCCAGGACGAACUUCUCGGGGACGACAUGCUUGAUCAAUUUGAGAAGCUUGACGCAGGACGCGCAAAGACCCUUUCGGACGAUCAGGCACGGGCAAAGCGAGGGAAUCCCGAGGCUGCCGAGGAGAAGCGACAGACAGCAGCAGCGGCAAAAGCAAAAGCAGAGAAAGAGGCAGAAGCAAAAGCGGAAAAAGAGGCCAAGGCAGCAGAACUGGAAAGACGGAGAUCAGGAGCACCAUUGCCACCAUUGAUGGCUAAGAAAUCUAUCCCGCCCAUCCGUUUCAGUGGCGCCGGGCGGGGACGUCCCAGUGGUGACGCAUCUGGUGGGCCUGCGCGUCGGCAGGUGCGACGAGCAAGACGCUCCAGUGCAAGCCCCGUUCCAUUGCAGAGUGGGCCAAGAGCCCGCAAGGCUGUGGAUAAGUACACGCCGCCCUCGAUCCCGAGGCCAAAAGCCAGCAGGGGUGGAGCGCGCAGGGGUAGGCCAUCAGGAGCGUCAGAGACGGUUGCUCCUGUUGCUGCGAAGGCGGCAGAUACAGUAAAGACAGCAGCUAAAUUGGCGGCCAAAACAGCCGCAAAGACGGCAAAGAAGGCCUCUAAAACAGCGACGACAGCGGCCAAGAGCGCUACCAGGAUUGCAGCAAAGACCGCCGCGAAGGCUUCCAGCACUGCGGGAGUCAAGAAGUCAGCGGCUGCCAAAACCGCUGCUGCGAAGACAAAGGCUGUGGCUGCCAAAGCCGCCAAGGUCGUUGCUGAGGGACCUAAGAAGGCUAAGACUGCUGCGAAAUCUGCGGCGAAGAAAGCUACACCAGCGAAGAAAGCGCCCACUGCCAAGAAGGCCGCGGUUGCAAAGAAAGCUCCGGCGGCGGCGGCGAAACAGAAGAAGACGAUGACGACAACGACAACGAAAGCCGCAGUGAAGAAAGUGAAAGUCGUGGCUGACGCUGUCUCUGCAGAGGAGAAGCAGUGGAAGGUGCCCCCGAAGCCAAGCCAUAAGCGGAGUACACGAGCGCAGAAGAAGCAUACUUGA